Schistosoma rodhaini is the source of this 654-nucleotide messenger RNA. NCBI's taxonomy places the organism in Eukaryota, Metazoa, Platyhelminthes, Trematoda, Strigeidida, Schistosomatidae. The record is from the annotation of a GenBank genome assembly.
AUGGCGGACACUAGACCAGCUGAAAAAGAUGAACAGCAGAAACAAAACGCGCCACGCAAGGUUAUGGAAGAGCGUGUCAAAGGCGUGGUUAAGUGGUUCAAUGUGAAGGCUGGAUAUGGCUUCAUCAACCGUCAGGACACAUCCACGGACAUAUUUGUACACCAGUCAGCAAUAUCACGUAACAAUCCAGAGAAGCUCCAACGCUCACUUCAGGAGGGAGAAGAGGUGGAGUUUUAUGUUGUUGAAGGAGACAAAGGCGACGAAGCAUCCGAAGUGACAGGCCCCGGGGGUGAGCCUGUUAAGGGCAGUGUGUACGCGGCUUUGCGUGGACGUGGACGCAGCCCGCGGAUAUUUAACAUGCGUGGGAGAGGUCGCGGAAUGGGACCUGGCGGAUUCUCCAGCAAUCAAGAUUUCGUGCCUUACUACGGUCCUCGAGGUCGAGGCCGCGGCCGUGGGGGCUCAGAAAUGUACGGAGGUGGUUACGAAUUUAUGGAUCGCGGUGGGAGAGGCCGUGGGUUCCGUGGACGUGGAAGGCCUCGUGGUCGUGGGUUUAGAGGAUCCGGUGGAUUCGAGUCUCGGGGUCGUGGCGGCCCUCGUGGGGGAAGGGAUAAUUAUCAUAACGGGGAUGGCUCACCGGAUAUGCGAGACGCUUAA